Molecule: messenger RNA, 372 nt
Organism: Brassica napus (rape)
Lineage: Eukaryota; Viridiplantae; Streptophyta; Magnoliopsida; Brassicales; Brassicaceae
Product: probable ubiquitin-conjugating enzyme E2 31
Exons: 4
Coding region: 1-372 (123 amino acids)
Biological process (GO): protein polyubiquitination
Cellular component (GO): nucleus
Molecular function (GO): ubiquitin conjugating enzyme activity
Source: RefSeq, a predicted model, not a curated record
AUGCAGCGGAUCGAGAAGGAGUUCAAGGAUAUGACUUCGAAAGACUCCUUGUACAUCAUCGGUAGAGACUCGAACGAUUUGUUCAAAUGGAAUGCGAUGAUUCAAGGUCCAGAUGGUUCUCCAUAUGCCGGUGGCAUGUUUAGUAUUGACAUUAAAUUUCUUAAAAAUUAUCCUUUUUCAGCACCCAAGUUUACGUUUAAAACUCUGAUUUAUCAUCCAAAUAUCAGUUCUGAAGGAUCAAUAUGCCUUGACAUUCUUAAAGACAACUGGGAUCCCCCUCUCAUAGUUGAAAAGGUCCUUUUGUCCAUCACUUCAUUAUUGGCAGACCCAAACCAGAUGCUCCUCUUGUGCAGGUAUUGGAGAGCUCUUUAA